AUGACAUGUAACAUUACUCAGGCAAGAGAGUCACCAGAACCUACAUUUGACAUCUCAAGAUGUGAAAUAUCUGAAGCGUUGCUGCUCCAUGACAAUUGGUUGAGUUCUUUCAGAGGUGGUGGAAGCCUUCGUGAUCUUGCUACUUUAAGGCGUGUAGACGGAGACACUCGGAAGGAGAUUAUUCGUCUUUUCUUUGAUGGAAAUAGUUUGCGAAUGAUCGCCAAGGAAGUUGGACUAGCGAGGGCAACGGUCCAAGGGAUUGUGAGGCAUGUCCGUCGCACCGGUUGGAUACGUUUCGACAAGAGUAGUGGCCGUCGUCGACUGAAAUCUACACAGGAAAUCGUUGAGUUUAUGGAAUUCCGUCUCUUACAGAAACCAUCCCUAACGGCAAAGGAAAUACGCAUGUCUCUCUUGAGGGAAAAUAUUUGCGUACAGGAAAAUUUGCCUUCGGUGCGUAUGGUACAUCAUAUAAUGAAAAGUGAUUUGAAUUAUUCGUUCAAAAAAAUAAGUCAAACUCCUACUGAGCAAGUUACUGAAAGAAAUAUGGAACGAAUAUUACAAUAUAUAGACACUGUUUCUCAGCUUGAUCCACAAACUUUGCACUUUUUCGACGAGACUGGUGUAAAGAGAACGACGCCAAAUCGCAAUUACGGUCACAGUUUACGCGGUCAAAGAGCUGUCGAGUUUCAACGCUAUGCUUCUGACGUCAAUUUUACAGUACUUGAUCUGCACAGUAAUGAAUUCAGUGAAAUUCCUGAAGAAUUUGGAGAGCUACUGUCAUUGCAGGUCUUGAACAUCAGUUUCAACAAAAUUAAAAAACUACCAAAGUCUAUCGGCAAAUUACAGUCACUUCAGACUUUGAUACUUAAAGGGAAUAAAUUGCAAGUAUUGCCUCAAGAGAUUUCUAAUUUGGGUAGUCUACGUACACUGGAUUUAUCCAACAAUAGUAUUAAGUCAUUGCCGAGUGAUUUCCAUCAGAUUAGGACUUUAGAAAAUAUUAUCUUGGAUGUGAAACAGAUGACAAUGCCACCUUCUGCUAUAUGCAGUGAAGGAACUGAUGCAAUCAUGAAGUACCUCUGUUCAGUUGCUGGAACUGAAUACUAUCCACCUUCCAAGUUUCUACUCAACCUGUUGGAAGUGCCAACAACAAUGACCACCACUUUCAGUGCUAACUCCUUGAAAGCAAUUCUAGAUGACGACAAUGCAUUGCAAGAUACUCUUACACAGUACGAGAAAGCCAAGGAACAAAAGCGUUUGCAAGCUGUAGAAUUGGAGCGACAGUUAGAGGAACACCAGAAAGAACAAGCUGAGAUAAUAGUGAAAGCUUCUGAACAAAGAGAAGAUAUAAUUAACAUCAUUGCAGAGGAUCAAGAUAAAAUGGAUAAAGGCAUCAGAUCACAGGUUGAGAAAAGCCACCAAGAACAGAUGCAGCUGGUAUCAUUGUUAUACCAAGUUGAGAAGAACUCCCAGUUGUUGAUGAAUCAGUUGUUGCAAAUGAAUGAGAAGGCUCGCAAGACUGAAGAACUACUGGAAGCACUUGAAAGAGAAAGAAUGGAACUGGACGAAACAUUUAAAAUUGCUUAUGAAGAACACAAUAACCUCAGGGAGAAGGAUGUCUUAGAGUCUAUGCAUGUCAUGCUGAAAGAAACUUACAACUUAGAGUUAUUACGUCAGACCUAUGAAGCUAGGAAGGUUGAGAUUGUUAAAACAACACAAAUAGGUGAAUGUAAUAAUACUGACAAGUUGGAGUUAUUGCUGCAUGCCAAGGAGAUGAAUAAAGAUUCACUGAUGAAGCAGUUAAUGAAAGAUGAAAAGUUUCAAAUGGAAGCCUUUGAAGCCCUGCAACUGGAGAAAGAUGCCAAAAACCAGCGUGUUAAUGCUCAGAUUGCGUUGAUUCAGCAGCAGUUAGCUGAGUUGUCACUAAUAGAGUGGGAGAAGAGGAAUGAGAGAUCAGAGACUGAACAGCAUAUACUUCAGAUGAGACGUAGUGAACUCACAAAUAUGCUGCUCCAGCUGAUGGAUGAACAAGAUAGCAGACAACAAGAACUUAAGAAAAGACUGCUUGAAAUGGAAAGAAAAAGGGAAGAUGAUGCUGUUGAUUACUGGCUUGUGCAAUAUCAACGUUUAUUGGAUCAAAAACCACAGUCAUUGAUUGACCAUGAGCACAAUUUAGAAAUUGCCGUGAUGAAGAUUUUAUCAAAGGCUAAAGCUGAUGACUACAUUCCUCAGUUUGCACGACACCGAGUAUCAAUUGAAACCUUGUGUGUUAUGACUGAAGAAGACCUUAAGAUUAUGGGAGUACAUGAAGUUGGUUUACGGAAGGCCUUAUUAUUGGCGAUAGAUGAGUAUCGUACAAAAGAAAUGAAAGACCAACCUUGGUUAGAUGUUAAUUCACAACCCACUAAAUCAGCAACGCCAUCAGCUGCUGAGCCGACAGCCCCACCAAUCGAAGAGAUCACAACACAUGUCAACGCAGAGUGUGUAGUAUGUAUGGAUAAAAUGUCUGAUAUGGUGUUCCUGCCAUGUGGACAUGUGUGUUGCUGCUACCAGUGCUCAUCUACAAUUUCUGAGUGUCCUAUGUGUAGAGGAAGAAUCACAUUGAAAGUCAUCAUUAACAUCGAUGCCAAUCAGUCGUAGGUUUAAUUUACACCUUAGUUGUAAGAAAACAUGAUCUCGUUUUGUGUCAUUGUUUUUCAAUCCAGUCAUAUACCCUGGGAGUAUAAGUGCAUUCAUACUGUAGAACUGGAAAUUAUUAUCGUUAUUUUCGUGUAAGAGUCAAGCGUUUCAAUUUUGCACAGUUGAAAUUUUGUGACUUUUCCAAUCUUUUUGUCAUUCCCCACUAAUCGUAUGCAUGGUACUGAGGAAAAGAUAGCGCUCCCAACAUCAUAUCUAAGAUAUAUAUCGGGCAAAUAAAAUAUUCAUGCAUACAGUAUAUAUUUUUCUCAAAUAAUUUCUCGUUCCACAGUAUAUUACAAUGUAUAUAAUCAUCCCUUAGAGCCUACUGCAGUCUACUUUAUAAAAUUCUUGCUACUAACUACUACUGGUUAAGAUACUGGAUUGCUGUCUUAAAUAAAUACCACUGAUGAUUACAUGUAUCUGCGAAUCAGACAUCUGAGAAAAACAUCAGUGAAAGAAAUGAAUGAUAAUCCAACAAGUCAGUCUAUACAAAUUACUGUAAUUUUUAAAAAUGUUUUUAAAUAACUUAUUAGGACAUGGAUCUACUUCUAUUAUUUGUCAACUGUAACAAAAGUGAUUAACAGUGAGGCUGAUAGAUAGAUAUAUACAGUGUAUAUACAACUGAUAUCAUUCAUGCAUCUAUAUGAUACAUACAUUGUAUAUUUCUACAGUUACAGGGUCAAGCGUUCAUUAGCACCAGUUGCUAUCCUGCCACAUACAUUUACACUCAAAGGUGAUGACCGGGAUUAUCUCAGUCAUGAUGCCUAACCAGUGCAAUUUCCUUCUGAUUAUCAUUUUUCAUAAAUUCAUGUAUAUAUCAUGAUUUCAACAUUUUUUUACACUUUUCAUGCAGGCUAGUACACUUCAAAGUUACAGAGUGCCACUUUUGGUAAACUCUCCUAAACCAGCACAUCACCCUAUAUUGUUUUUGUUUUAUAUAUUAACUACUAAGUAUGCAGAAUCAA
Saccoglossus kowalevskii is the source of this 3641-nucleotide messenger RNA. Its product is annotated as E3 ubiquitin-protein ligase LRSAM1-like. NCBI's taxonomy places the organism in Eukaryota, Metazoa, Hemichordata, Enteropneusta, Harrimaniidae. Gene Ontology annotation, cellular component: cytoplasm. Gene Ontology annotation, molecular function: protein binding. The record is from RefSeq and is a predicted model, not a curated record.